Messenger RNA from Labrus mixtus (cuckoo wrasse), 4354 nucleotides. It is a transcript of the gene appb, whose product is annotated as amyloid beta (A4) precursor protein b. The transcript is spliced from 17 exons. Gene Ontology annotation, cellular component: cell surface; plasma membrane; early endosome. Gene Ontology annotation, molecular function: heparin binding; transition metal ion binding; signaling receptor binding. The record is from RefSeq and is a predicted model, not a curated record. Bases 164 to 2245 code for a protein of 693 amino acids. Gene Ontology annotation, biological process: axonogenesis; central nervous system development. NCBI's taxonomy places the organism in Eukaryota, Metazoa, Chordata, Actinopteri, Labriformes, Labridae.
AGCUUUGACGCCGCCCGUCAGUUGAGAGCUAAACAGGGAGGGAUCACAGGGGAUCGGGCUCGUUGUGUUUUCGACGUAUUACCAGCUGAGUUUACAUCGUUUUUUCAAACGGGAAUAAAAAGCAAAACAAAAAAACGGGGGUGCUGGAUACCAGGAGGACGGCAUGGGAGAGCACACGGCGUUUCUGCUGUUACUGGUGGCGACCUUGACGCUUUCAUCCGAGGUUCCUGCUGAUGACUCUGUGGGUUUACUGACUGAGCCCCAGGUGGCCAUGUUUUGCAGGAAGCUCAACAUGCACAUCAACGUGCAGAGUGGCAAAUGGGAGUCGGACUCCUCUGGAACCAAGAGCUGCAUCGGCACCAAGGAGGGCAUCCUGCAGUACUGCCAAGAGGUCUACCCGGAGUUGCAAAUCACAAAUGUUGUGGAGGCCAAUCAGCCUGUCAGCAUCCAGAACUGGUGCAAGAAAGGCCGCAAGCAAUGCCGCAGUCACACACAUAUUGUCGUACCAUACCGCUGUCUGGUUGGAGAGUUUGUGAGUGAUGCCCUGCUCGUUCCUGACAAGUGUAAGUUCUUGCACCAGGAGCGUAUGGACCAGUGUGAGAGCCACCUGCACUGGCACACUGUUGCAAAAGAGUCCUGCGGAGACCGCUCCAUGAAUCUCCAUGACUACGGGAUGCUGUUGCCGUGUGGCAUCGAUCGCUUCCGGGGGGUGGAGUUCGUCUGCUGUCCCGCGGAGUCGGAGCGAGAGGUAGACAGCGUCGAGCUCCAAGGGGAGGAGUCGGACGUCUGGUGGGGCGGAGCCGAGACCGAAUACUCUGACAACAGCAUGACUCGCUCAGCGGACACUGAGCCCGCCACCGCUGAAGACGAUGAAGAUGAGGACGAAGAGGCAGAAGCUUUUGAAAGGGAUGAGAACGGAGAUGGUGAUGAAGAGGAAGAGGAGGAGGAGGAAGACGAUGAUGACGAUGUGAUCGACGAGCGUGAUAGUGAUGAGCGCAGCGCUAACAUCGCCAUGACAACCACUACCACCACCACUACGGAGUCAGUUGAGGAAGUUGUAAGAGUGCCCACCAUGGCCCCCAAUGCCGUGGAUCAGUACCUCGAGGCUCUUGGGGAUGACAACGAACACUCUGACUUCCAAAAGGCCAAGGAAAGCCUGGAGGCCAAACACCGCGAAAUGAUGUCCCAGGUGAUGAGGGAGUGGGAAGAGGCUGAGAGGCAGGCCAAGAGCCUUUCUCGCGCUGACAAGAAAGCUGUGAUCCAGCAUUUCCAAGAAAAGGUGGAGGCUCUGGAGCGCGAGGCAGCAGGAGAGAGGCAGCAGCUGGUGGAGACCCACAUGGCGCGGGUCGAGGCUCUGCUCAACAGCCGCCGACGCCUGGCUCUGGAAAACUACCUUAGCGCCCUGCAGGCCAACCCUCCACGGGCUCGUCAGGUGUUGAGCCUGCUAAAGAAGUACGUCCGUGCAGAGCAGAAGGACAGGCAGCACACGCUGAAACACUACGAGCACGUCCGCACCGUCGAUCCAAAGAAAGCCGCGCAGAUCCGGCCUCAGGUUUUGACCCACCUCCGUGUGAUCGAUGAGAGGAUGAAUCAGUCACUGGGUCUUCUCUACAAAGUACCAAGUGUGGCCAAUGAGAUCCAAAGCCAAGUCUCUGUCAUAGUGCAGAGAGUUCAGUCGGAGCUGUCUCAGCAAGUCUCCUCUUUGCAGAGCGAUGGCAGGGUGGACGGCAGGGUGAGUUACGGUAACGACGCUCUGAUGCCAGAUCAGGCCUACAGCUCGGCUCCUAUGGACCCGGGUCUGGACGGACUGGGCUUCAUCCACCCUGAGAGCUUCAACCAGCCCAACACAGAGAACCACGUUGAGCCUGUAGAUGCUCGUCCAGUUCCAGACAGAGGACUCCCCACACGACCUGUAUCUGCCCUGAAGCCGGAGGAGAUGCCUGAGGUGCGGAUGGAGACUGAAGGCACUGGAUAUGAAGUGUACCAUCAGAAACUGGUGUUCUUCGCUGAGGAUGUGGGGUCCAAUAAAGGUGCCAUUAUUGGACUUAUGGUCGGAGGGGUUGUCAUAGCAACUGUCAUCGUCAUUACCUUGGUUAUGCUGAGGAAGAAACAGUAUACGUCUAUUCACCACGGGGUUAUUGAGGUGGAUGCAGCAGUGACACCAGAGGAGCGCCAUCUGGCCAAGAUGCAGCAGAACGGCUACGAGAACCCAACCUACAAAUUCUUUGAGCAGAUUCAGAACUAAGGAACUCCUUGUCAACAUUUUUUUUUCCAAUGUAUCCAAACCCCACUCACACUCUUAAGGUCUGUUACAUCCUGGUCCCUUAGUAAGCAAAAGAUUUGGGUCAUGGAGGUUUGGGACAAAAGUAAAUUAAAUGGAACCUUCCUAAUCCCGGAUCCCUUGAAUUUACAAAGAAAUCCUGUUUGUCUUAAAUUUACCUGCAAUUGGUCUGACAAGGGUGCCCCGUAUCACCUGCACAAUCACCGCAAAACAUCAGCGUCUGAACACCCUGGCUGUUUUCUAAACCGCCUACUAUACUCGUAGUGUGUACUGAUUUGGCCCAAAUGUUUUGACACAAUUCAAAGCGCUAGAUCAGAGAUCGAAAUGACCGAUUGCAACGGCAAAUGUAACAGAAAAUAAUCAUUCCAAGACCGGAAACCAGCUCUGCUCGGCCUGGCAUACUGCAAAAUAUCCACCGACUGGCAGUCAUAUACACACUGCUGUUUGACAGUUAGUUUGUAGUAGGCAGUUUUGAAAACAGCCCACUUGAGAUUUAUAUGAAGUAACCACAGUACUGCGCUCGCAGUGAAGAAAAAAAAAAACUAACAAGCAAAACAUAUAAACCCGUUUAAGUUCUGGUUUCACUCUUUUUUUCGCUCAAAUUGUUUGUUCCAUUUUGCUGUUUCUGCUCCUGUCAUCCUGCUGCUCCGCUCUCCGAUGACAGCUGUACUGUGUUCGAUGAGCUGGCAGUGGGAGGAAGGCCACUCAGAGCGCCUCUACGCAUGAUUCAAACCCACCUGUUUCAGGUUUGUUUUUCAAAAAAGGAAAAAAAAGCAGAAAAAAUAUCCAUGAUCAAAAUAUGUAAAGUUGAAAAACAUUGAAUGUUUUGUCGUCUGAUUUUUUUAUGUGUAAUAUAUAAAGACAGAGAUUAGCUGUAAGUAUAUGUAGUGCAUGGCAAUAUUGAAGACAGAUACAGUGAACUGUAUGUUGAGGUCCUCAGGAGUGGUCCUCCUACUAGAUUAUUUUAGCAGGAUUGUACAUUUCUAGUGACUUCUUUGUGACCUUGUGAUAUGAAGAAGAAAAAGAGUAUUCAGAAUCUGGUCUGCUUUGUUCACACGGACUUGCUUUAACUUCGGCUUACUCUCGGCUUGUUAUGCUCAUCUCCACGCUUCACUGUUGUGUUAGCUGCAUGGGCAAAAUGCUCUUUUAUGUAAUAUAUGAAGUGAAAUAGUAUCUGAAAGGAAGAUAUUUCCGUUACUGUUUGCGUUCUAUGCACUCCGUCAUUCUGGAAGUCUUGAUUAUUAUCACCAAAUAUUAUUGCUGUCAAGUCCCUGAUGUUGCUAUACCGCUGCAUUUUGUGUUUAUUACAAUGAGAAUAUAAGUGAAACUAUAGAGAAGAGGUUUUCUGAACGUAUCAUUCCAGUCUCUCCUGAUUGUAAAUAUUUAGCAGAUGGAGAUCUGACCUUCAAUGGCCCAUUUUCCUUGUCAAGCUUCACCUCUUUUUUCCCCCCUUUUGUCUUGUUUAUGUGCUCUUUCUGGCUGUGUCAGCAAUGUUGUAUAAUGCAGCACUUAUCGGGGCCAACAGAAAUUCUUCUAGGAGGCCACAUCUACAUGCACAUUCCUUCACCAAAUCUCAUACACAUUUCUAUUUUUCUACAUUUUCUGUGUAUACAUGUACAGUGUUUCUGUUCGUCCCCGUGGUGGAUUUUUUUCUUUGCCUGCAUUUCUUGUCUUGGAAGAUUCGCUUGUCCUCGUGAAGAUGUGAAGAAUGACCAUCAUCAGUGAGAAAACAUCCAGUAUAAAGACACACAUCCCUUAAAGUCAUUUUAAAGCCACCUCCUGUAAACAUGAAUGUGACAUGCAUAAUUUUUGCAUUUAUACCAUAGAAAUACAACACAUAUCACCUCUUUACAUCAACACAUGUACAGACACAAUUGAAGCUCUUAAUCAGGUGAAUGUUUUCAAAUUUGUAAUUAUGCUCAAUCUGGGUAUCUUUUGAUGCUAGUGUUAAAAGUGUAAUUCUUUCAUUGAUUCAGCUACUUUUCCUCUAUGUGUAGUUAAAUGAAACAUUUGCUGAAGAAUAAGGAAAAUGCUUUCUACACUCACUAUACCAUGAAUAAAAUUUUGAAUGUA